Molecule: messenger RNA, 1466 nt
Organism: Ochlerotatus camptorhynchus
Lineage: Eukaryota; Metazoa; Arthropoda; Insecta; Diptera; Culicidae
Product: sialin-like
Exons: 5
Coding region: 12-1460 (482 amino acids)
Biological process (GO): monoatomic anion transport; transmembrane transport
Cellular component (GO): membrane
Molecular function (GO): transmembrane transporter activity
Source: RefSeq, a predicted model, not a curated record
AGUUGUCUGCGAUGGAUGCUGCCAAGAGCAUUAGAAUAAGCGAUGGAAUCGACACUCCCCUGUGGAUGUUCUGGAAACGACAGCGAUACAUGGUGGUCGCUAUGACUUUCCUGGGAUACUUCAACAUGUACUCGUUGCGAGUGAAUCUAAGCGUAGCGAUCGUGGCCAUGACAGACCUUCGCGAAGUGAUGCAUCCGAAUGGGACUGUGGAAUUUGAACGGGAGUUCGACUGGAGUUCUAGCGUUCAAGGAUACGUACUAAGCUCGUUUUUCUACGGUUACAUCCUGACUCAAGUGCUUGGAGGUUACUUAUCCAGUAGAUUUGGCGGAACAAAUGUCUUCGGUGUAGGAAUAGGUGCAACGGCAAUACUCACCCUGUUGACACCAUUACUGGCACGGCAAGGCGUUGGGUGGCUCAUAGCAGUACGCGUCCUUGAAGGAGCCUUCGAAGGACUUACAUUUCCCUGUGGUCACGCGAUUUGGUCAGUUUGGGCACCCCUUGGCGAACGGUCUCGGCUAUCUGCAAUAGCUUUGACGGGAGCUUUCGCUGGAACUGUUGUCACGAUGAUGGUUAGUGGAAUUCUCGCAGAUGCGUGGGGCUGGGAGAGCGUAUUCUACGUGUUCGGAGCGAUCGCAUGUCUGUGGCACGUUGCUUGGGUGCUGAUGGUGAGGAGAAGCCCGGAAGAUGAUAAUCGGAUAUCCAAACAGGAGAAGGAGUUUAUUAUGUUGGGAAGACAAAAGGAAGAUAAGGAGAACGUUCGGCACCCUUGGAUUAGGAUGCUCACUUCGAAAGCUGUUAUUGCCAUGUCAAUUGCCAACAUCUCCGAAGAUUGGGGCUACUAUCUUCUGCUAACCGGCCUACCGACAUUCUUGAAAACCGUCCUGGACUUCGACCUGCAGGACUCGGGAAUACUAUCCGCUCUUCCAUACCUGGCGAUGGGCAUCAUUCUGAGCACAUCCGGAUAUCUGGCUGAUUGGUUGCAGAUCCACGGCUACCUCAGCACCACCCAGGUCCGGAAGUACUUCACUUGCGGAGCAUUCAUCGUUCAGCUUAUAUGCAUGUUGAUCGGGGCUUUGACCUUAAGUCCCGCUCCUACGAUUAUCUGCGUUACUCUGGCCGUUGGAAUAGGUGGAGUCGCAUGGUGCGGUUACCUGCUGAACCCCUUAGAUCUUUCUCCGAAAAGUGCAGCUGUUCUGAUAGGGAUUACCAACGGAUUUGCCGCCAUCUCCGGAGUCAUAAGCCCCAUCGUUACGGGAUAUAUUACAACCAACAACAGCGAAGAUGAGUGGCGGCUGGUGUUCUACAUCGCCGUAGGAAUCUACAUUAUUGGAACCCUAGUCUACUGGUUCUGGGCCUCCGGUGAACUACAACCCUGGGCACUUGAAGUAACAGAACAGCAAUGCAAACCCUCCAAUGAAUCUGGUUUCAACCACAACUCAGUAGAAAAUAAACAAGUUUGAUUUUCA